AUUCACUCUGAGCUUGCACACGUUGUCUUAACUUGCUGAGAGCACUAACUGAUCCGGUACUUCUGCUUCAACAAAGUUUACAGAAAUGAUUGCUAACGUGACUUCCUGCCAGUCCGCCAACAACCACACAGGAAAUGUCUUCCUUCAGAUUGUCCUGAUAAUUGAGAUGAUCGUGGGCCUGCCUGGAAGCAUGGUGGCAUUGUGGGUUUUCUGUUUCCGAAUCAAGCGCUGGAAAUCCCACAUCAUCUUCCUUUUUAACAUGCUUCUGGCUGACUUUUUGCUCCUCUUGAGUGUGCCUUUCCGCAUUGACACCCACCUACGAGGAGAUUUGGACCACUGGGCGUACGGACCGAUCUGGUGCCGCAUUAACCUUUUCAUGCUGACUGUCAAUCGCUCUGCCAGUAUUGCUUUCAUGACCGUUGUGGCUAUGGACCGUUACUUCAAGGUGGUUCAUCCGCAUCACUGCAUCAGCCGACUGACUGUUAAUCAAACAAGCCUUCUUGCCGGUCUGAUAUGGACUGCUGUUGUUGCGGUUCGGAUUCCCCUAUUGACCAUCAACCUCCUCCACCAAGAUCCCAACUGCAACAUCUCUUUGUGCCACAGCUUCCACUCCUAUAACGAAAUCCCUGGACCAGUACUUGUGCACUACAUUGCUUAUAUUGCAGAGUUUUUCCUGCCAUGGUCCUUGCUGAUCUUCUGCUCGGUCGGCAUCACCUGCCAUCUCCGAAAACGACGCAUGGACAGACACAAGAAGGUGAGGAGGGCUAUCCGAGCUGUAAUGGUGAUCACUUUGGUGUUCACUAUCUGCUUCAUGCCAAGUGUCUUUACAGGUAUGGUUGGGUGGCAAAUCAAAAUAUUUUAUCCCAAAAUGGAAACAUCCUACAAACUGUGGACUCAGGCCUUCAUGGUGUGUAUUGGCUUCACUUAUCUGAACAGUGCUUUGGACCCUGUCAUCUAUGUUUUCUCUAGCUCCAAUUUUUAUGAUGCUCUGAUAACUUCUUUUAGGUUCAAGAGGAUUGUCAGAGCAGCCAAGAGUCCAUAACAGCUGAAAGUAUUAGAAUGUAAUAUUAUGUAUUUUAAGAAGGAUGCGGUACUUCAUUUAACAAGCUAACUGAGGCCUGUGGAGUCUGAGAUGUUUGGAAAUGCUUGUGUAACCCUUCUUAGAUUGAUGAACAGCAACAGUUACCCUCAUUAUUUCCUAUGGAACCAGUGGAUGUCUUGCUUAGCUUUUCACAACCUGCUUUUUUAUGCAAGUUUACAACCUGGCAUAGACAAAUUCAUGUUUUUUUUCUCUUCAGAUCCUUAAAACCUUACAAAUGAAAGAGCCUAUGCUCUUUGUUUUUGUUGAUUCUUUUGCAUAGUUGUACGUUAUCAGUAUAACCCUUAUAUUGUAUACUGCAAAAAGAUACGCUAAAGUGGAGUUAUUGUUUCAAUAAAUAUAAACAUUACUAAAAUCAA
This is a messenger RNA of Melanotaenia boesemani (Boeseman's rainbowfish), 1458 nucleotides long. It is a transcript of the gene hcar1-3, whose product is annotated as hydroxycarboxylic acid receptor 1-3. Gene Ontology annotation, cellular component: membrane. Gene Ontology annotation, biological process: G protein-coupled receptor signaling pathway. The transcript has 2 exons. Bases 86 to 1042 code for a protein of 318 amino acids. NCBI's taxonomy places the organism in Eukaryota, Metazoa, Chordata, Actinopteri, Atheriniformes, Melanotaeniidae. Gene Ontology annotation, molecular function: G protein-coupled receptor activity. The record is from RefSeq and is a predicted model, not a curated record.